GCAUAUGCGGAGAACCAGAAUAUGUGGCAACCCAUUUUCUUCAAAGCAAGCCUUUAGCCUUCCCCUGACAUAGUAUUCAUGUCAUCAUCACUAUUUCUAUUCUUACUGCUGCUGCAGCUCCUGCAGCGAACUUGUCAAGUUGCUGCUGCUGCAGCUGUUGUUCCUGCACCAGCAGAUAGCCCGGUCAUGGUGGAGCACUACUGUCGACCUUCUUCCUGUGGCGAAAUCAUCAUCCAGUCUCCUUUCCGGCUCACAACCGAUCCUUGGAGCUGCGGGAACCACAACUACAGCCUGUCAUGUGAGAGCAAUACAACUGUGUUGUACCUCAAAUCAGGGAGAUACUAUGUCAAGGCGAUCAAUUACAACAACUUCACAAUCCGGUUGGUGGACCAUGGCGUGGUUAAGGGCAAUUUCUCUUCCUUCCCCGCUCAUCCUUUGUCCGUAGACAGCGUUAAUUCUUCUUCAUUUGGAGCCUUCUAUUCUUCCAUGAGAAGAGGACAGCUAUCUCUGGGGAUAGUACCUCUAGAAGAACAAUUAAAUGGUGUCUUGGCUCUGGUAAGCUGUGACAACCCAGUGGCCAAUUCUACACUGUAUGUGGAAACAGCUCCUCGAAUCGGUGGUUCCAACCCGCAUUCGCCAUCUAGUUAUGCCAUGGUUGGGAGCAGCGAUGGUGCAGCAGUACUGUUAUCCGAUCUUGCAGACACUUGCAGAGUGGAGAUGCUUUCUCUGUGUCCCAUUACCAAUGAGGAGAAGAUUAAUAGCUAUCACAACAUCAAGGUCCCGUUUCGUGAAAUUCACCGGCGACUUGAAUAUGGGUUCCUGAUAGAAACUAGACUUGAGAAUUAGGGAUUGGGAGAGAAGAAAUUAGGGAUUUAAGAGAGUACUAGAGAGAAAGAGGGAUUAGGGAUUGGGAAUUCUUUGAUUAUUAUUGCCUGCCUCUCACAGUACGUUGCUGAACCUUUUAAAUAGAAAUUCUAGAAAACA
This is a messenger RNA of Linum trigynum, 984 nucleotides long. Lineage: Eukaryota; Viridiplantae; Streptophyta; Magnoliopsida; Malpighiales; Linaceae. The record is from the annotation of a GenBank genome assembly.